Ipomoea triloba (trilobed morning glory) is the source of this 1195-nucleotide messenger RNA. Its product is annotated as protein SHORT ROOT IN SALT MEDIUM 1-like. The transcript is spliced from 6 exons. The record is from RefSeq and is a predicted model, not a curated record. Gene Ontology annotation, biological process: regulation of DNA-templated transcription. Bases 84 to 869 code for a protein of 261 amino acids. Gene Ontology annotation, cellular component: nucleus. Lineage: Eukaryota; Viridiplantae; Streptophyta; Magnoliopsida; Solanales; Convolvulaceae. Gene Ontology annotation, molecular function: calcium ion binding.
CUGUUCAAAUAUUUGUUGGAUAUUGAAUUUUCAAAUUUUCAUGUUGGCUGUAGCUUUCUCUGUUUGCUGAAUCAAUAUAUGAGAUGCUUUAUUAUGAAAUGGGUCUCCGGCUCUUGAGUUUCCUUCAGGACCUGCGCAUUAAAUUUGUUAUCAAGAGAAACCAACGGAAAAGGGAGAGGGAGGAAGCAUCUAAGAAGGAAAGUGAGGAAAAACCAUUGACGAAGCGUGCAAAAACAGAAGAGUGUGUGGAUGAUACUGAAUUAACUGGUGUGGAAAAGCAAAAUAAAACUAAUCCAGAUGAAAAAAUGGCCACUGUUAAGGAAGAGCCUAGCUCACCUGUCAAGACUCAAGACACUAAGAUGACACAAGAUGAAGCUGUGCAUAAUGAGAGUGAUGAGGAUGAAGAUCCAGAGGAAGAUCCUGAGGAAGAAAAUGUAGAAGAUGUAGAAAUGCCUGAUGCGGACCCCCAGAAUGAUGCAGAUCAGGAAAAUGUUGAAGGCAGAACUAAUACUGAUUCCAAGAGUGAAAAUGUUGCUGAGGAUGAGAAACCGGCAAUGGGUGUGGAAGCUUCUAAACUAAAUGCAGAUCUUGAUAUUGGCAGCAAAGAUAAUAAGAUAAUUAAGGUGGAGACAGAGGCAAAGGGAGCUCAGGGAGAGGUUAACAAGGAUUUAUUGCAGGCUUUCAGGUUUUUUGAUCGAAACCGAGUAGGGCACAUAAGGGUAGCAGAUCUGAGGCUAAUAAUCCAUAAUUUAGGGAGGUCACUCUCAAACCGGGAUGUCAAGGAUUUGGUCAUGAGCGCUCUUCUGGAGAGCAAUACAGGGAGAGACGACCGCAUUUUAUACGGCAAGUUGGUCAAGAUGUCCUUUUGAACAGCUCAGAAUUGGAACAAAAAACAUAAAAAUAUUUCUCUAUUUAGUUUUCUCAGAUAGAGAACUCUUAGGUGUUGCCGUUGGGUUAGCUUUUUAAUUUUCUGAACCAAGUUGAUUGAAAGCCUUCAUGGCAUGAUAUUAUCAAACCAAAAUUGACUCUUUUUCCUGCUAGCUACUAACCUAGCAUGGGUUUGUGUUCUAUAAAAGAAUUUGGGCUAAUUAGCACCCCAUGUUGCCAAUCCCCUCGGAUGUAACCAAAAAACAUUGAUACUUGUCUGAUUCAAAAAAAUGUGCACCACAUAUUGUGGACAUAUCUUUUGAAUAAA